AUGCGGUCAUGUUUUCCAGACUAUGUGGUGCCCAAACGAAGGGUCGCAGCUGUCAACAUCGUCGAGGAGGACAUCAAUGAGGUGCAUCCUGCAAACCCAGGGGAUCCGAUCCCUGGGGGCUUCGAUGAUGUAGAAGUUUUUCUUUCUGAGUAUGGUUUGAAUCCCGGCGAAGAUGAAGAUCCAAAUGAAGUGGCCUUUGAUGAGGGUGAAGUAGCCGAAGUUCUUGCUUCGACCUGGAAAGAGAAACGACAGGAGCUGAACAAACUCCAAAAAGGUCGAAAGUUUGAGCAAGCCUCGGAUGUCCGUCGGUCAUUCAGGGUACAAGUUGAAGAACUCAAAAGACGGACAAGAUGCAGAAAGUGCGGAAAGAUAGGUCAUUGGCAGAAAGAAUGUCGUUCCCAGGGAACGGCUGCAGCGUCGUCGUCUUCGGCAACGGGAUCUCAUGCUGGAUCCCAACGAACUGGUGCAGGGGUAGUGGAAAAUGUGGAGCACUUCAUUUGUGUAGCCAGCCCUGUGUCGUCUAGCCCGGAUGUAAUGAUUGCCCAACUGCUGGAAAAGCGUCAGCAGGUGAAGGCUGAUCACACUGAGGUCUGCCUGGUGUCAAGCCCUGGUUUUGCAGUGCUGGACAGUGGGUGUGGGAAGACCAUUAUCGGGUCUGAGACGUUGGCUGGAUUCAAAAAGAUUCUCUCUGCAAAGGGAAUUGUGGUGCCUCCGGAGUUUUCUGAAUCAAAUACCUUCAAGUAUGGGAAUGGUGAGACUGAAGUUUCCAAUCGCAUGGUCAAACUGCCCAUCUGUUUAGCUGGCCGACGUGGCUCCAUUCAUGCUGCAGUGGUGAAAGGACAGGCCCCUCUGUUGAUGUCGAGAGUCGCCUUGAAAUCACUGGAAGCUGAGAUGAAUUUUGGAAAAGAUCAAUUGAUUGUUUUCACUGACCGUGUAUCGGUUCCUCUGACGGUGAACAGUGCCGGACAGUAUACAGUGAACGUCUCCAACUUUGCCAAGAUUUCAGAGCCAGCCGUGAAUGAAGAUGAUGACGAGAGUGACCUGCCGAUGCUGACUGAGCCCAGUCCUGCCGCCCUGCUGAGCCAAUGGACCAAUAAGCAACAUCGCCACCUGAUGUCGCAACUGUGCACUGAGGGUAAUCUCAUUCGCAAGUCAACCCGCCUGUUGGUGUCACACCAAAAUAUGCUCACUCUCAGCCGGAAGUGCCCUGGUGAUGCCAAUCCGAAGCAUCGUCAGCAUCAGGUGGUUGCUGGUAGCCAUCCAAAAGUUGGAUCGAUCAGUAGGUUUGCUGGCCAAUAUCCACAGGCCUUUGUUAAAGCUGUGUCGAACACUGAGCCAAAGUUUCGUACGACACCAGUGUUGACGGUGCACCAUGAGAUGUCUGCAGAAUGUCUGGCUGCCUCUCGAGUCCAGGAUCUUGAUGUGGAAAAUGAACAACAGCUGAAAGCUAGUUUGAGGAAGUUGCAUGCCAACUUAGGUCACCCUAGCAAUAAUCAUUUGGUUAGGAUCCUGAAGCAUGGAGGUGCCAGUGACACUGCAAUCAAAGCUGCUCGCGAGUUUUCCUGCGACUUGUGCCGUGCCAAUACCAAGCCGAAGAUUUCCUUGCCAGCUCAGGUGCAUCGAGUGUCAGACUUCAACGCUCUGGUAGGUUUGGACAUCAAGUAUCUCCCAGGAUGGAAGGUAAAUCAACGUGUCCCAGCUUUGAACAUAGUGGAUUAUGCCAGUAGUUUCCAGUUGAUGAUUCCUUUGCCUGCUCAAGAAACCUCUGAUUUGAUUCGACAGGUGUUCCAAGAACGAUGGACCAGUUGGGCUGGAGUUCCUAGAGAAGUCAUUGUUGACCCUGCCCGUACGAAUGUCGGUGACGCUUUAACUGUGCCACUUGAGCUUGCUGGAACGGCGAUCCGUAUUACUGCGGCAGACGCCCAUUGGCAACUUGGAAAAACAGAAGUGCAUGGUGGCUGGUUUAGCAGGGUUCUAGAAAAGGUUCUGUUGGACGUGUCGCCCAAAGAUCACUCAGAAUGGAUGGAAUGUGUUCACGCAGCCCACUGCAAGAAUCAACUCAUUCAGGUUUAUGGCAUGUCACCGUCUCAAUUUGUCUUUGGUCAAAAUCCUAGGGUUCCUGAGAACUUACUUGAUGAGCCAGUCGAAGUGGUGCCUGCCACAGCCUCUCUGUACAGUGCGCGAAUUGCACGUCAAGUCGCAAUCCGUCAAUCUGCACGGAAGUCGCUGAUUGAACUCCAGGACAAUCGGGCCUUGAGACUUGCAUUAGCCGCCCGGCCACGAACCAUCACCACGUAUCAGCCUGGUACGUAUGUUGCCUACUGGAGAAGCCAAAAGUGGAACAAAGGUGUCUUAGAGAAUAAAGGGCGUUGGCAUGGGCCAGCCGUUGUUCUUGGUGCAGUGGGUCGAAACGUGGUGAUCGUUCACAAACGUCAAAUCUUGAGAUGUGCCCCAGAGCAAGUGAGGCCAUCCACACCGGAUGAGAUGCAGCUGGUUGACACUCCACAAAUGGAACUGUUGGGGAUUAAACACCUAAUAGAGCGGGGGAUGUUAGAUAGUAGACAAUACAUAGAUCUUGUCCCUGAAGAAUAUCCAUCCGCCAGUGGUGAUGCACCAGAACCGCUGCCUCCUGCGGAGAACUCUCAAGCGGCCAGGGAACUGCAAGAUUCUCAGAAUCAACCGGCACCCGAGGGUAUUUUCAGUGAUGUAGAGUCUCCUCCAAGUGCACCUGUGAGAGACACCGAGAUGCCUGAAGCCCCUGCUGACGAAAACGUCAGGGUAGUUCCGCCGACGGGACCUGAAUCGGAAGUUCAUGCUGCUCCAGGCGAUGGCACAAACACAUAUGGACCCUUGCGUAGGAAGGUACUAGGUAAGUCAGGUCCUCAAGCCUUAUACCGUCCUGCCAAAUUGAAAGAGGAUGAUUUUGCUGAAAUCAUGCGUGAAAUUGUGCCCGACUUGAUUGAGCAGACUUUGGCAUCAGAGUCGUCCCAGUCAGCACAGUUGUCAGAGACUGAGAGGAGUUCCAGUGUUAAGCGCGCCUUAUCGCCUUCGGAAGUCGAAGUUUUGUCUGUGGCUGUGACGUCACAACAUGCCGAUCUGCCGUCCGAUCGUUUGGAAGAUCAUGAAAAGGCAGAGCUCCGUGACCUUGUAGAUGCCGGAGCCGCUCAUGAGCAAUUGGUAGCAAGUUACUUUCAGAAGAAAGCCUCCAAAGAAGUUAAGGGUACGGGUAAUGAGGUAGAGUUGCAGCGUAAGAUAGAUGAAGCCAAAUUACUCGAAUGGAAUACCAUCCUUAGCAAGAAUGCAGCCAGGUUGGUCCUAGGUCCUGAAGCCCUUGAUGUUCGCUCCAAACUUGCUCACCGUAUCAUGGGUAGCCGAUAUGUCAUCACCGUGAAACAAGAAGACGAUGCACCGGCUCGAAUCAAGGCACGUUGGUGCUUGCAGGGACAUUUGGAUCCUGAUUUACAUGCCAAGGCUCAACAUGGUGAUCUCCAGAGUCCUACCAUUUCACAAAUUGGUCGAAACUUGUUAUUCCAGUUGAUAGCCUCCCACAAAUGGUCGUUGAAACUUGGUGACAUUCGUGGUGCUUUCUUAUCUGCAGGUCAGUUGCCUAAACAAUAUCGGCCACUGUAUGCCUCUUUGCCGGCUGGGGGAAUUCCGGGCGUUCCAGAUGACGCCCUGAUCGAAAUAACUGGACAUGUUUAUGGACUCAAUGAUUCGCCAUCAGCUUGGUAUCGUAAGUUGGAUAGUGAACUUCAUGCUGCCGGUUUCGAACGUUCCAAGAUUGAUAGCUGCAUCUAUUACAUGCGUGAAGAUGGUAAGCUGUCAGGUGUCUAUGGAAUACAUGUUGAUGACUGUGCAACAGGGGGUUCUGGAAAGAAAUAUGAAGAUGCUUUGAACUACCUCAAACAAAAAUUUGAGUUCAGAAAGUGGCGUAACCAUGAUGGAGAUUUCUGUGGAGCACGGUAUGUUCAGGACCCUGUUUCUAAAGUCAUUUCCAUGUCACAGCAAGCUUUCGCUCAGAAACUGAGACCAUUGCACUUUUCAAGAGAACGCAUGUCCAAGAGAGAUGAACCGUUGAAUCCAAAAGAAGUUGCGUGUUUACGUGCGAUCAAUGGAAGCUUGAACUGGCUGUGCACUCAGUCACGCCCAGACUUAUCUGCUCAAGUGUCCUUCUCACAACAAUCUUUUCCUGAACCGAAGGUUCAAGAUGCUUUGAAUGUGAACAAUGCAGUUCGUCGCGCCAAGCAGCAUUCCGAUCAGAACAUUGUGUUUUCAGUGAUUCCUCCUGAAGAACUUUGUGUGAUGAUGCAUUCAGAUGCGGCGUUCGGAAAUGCCCGUGCUGGAGCGACGCAAGCUGGAUAUGUGGUGAGCCUGACCAGUAAGGCCAUCAAUGUUGGAAAAGAAUGUGCGUGGACACCGGUCUUCUGGCGUAGUUUUAAGCUGCCAAGAGUAGUGAGUUCAACCUUGAGUGCCGAGGCUCAAAGCAUGUCGGAAAGUCCCGAAGCGUUUGACCUGCUCCGGGCAUGCAUCCGAGUCAUGCGAUACCAGAUCAGCCCCGAAGAAAGUGUCCUGAAAUGGCGAGCAAAAGAGAGAGAGCGUCGGAAGCAGUUUUAUCAAGGGUGGCACUAUCUUGUAUCGUUGCUGUGUUCCUUCUUUUCGAUGGCUGAAGCACCGUUGUCUCCAGCCCAGUCUGAUGCUUGGGAUGUGGUGAAAGAUGAUUGGUCUUCCUUGGAUCAAUCUCAAGCUGUCAUGCUGGUGACGAAGGCUCGUCGCCUUGGUCUCAUGGAUCAAGUGAUGCUGGCGGUUUGUGAAGAAGAGCGCUUGUGUGCCCAGCUGCAGCACACGCCUGGGUCUAUGAAUGAUUCGUCAAAGCGCCUUCGUGAAGCCACAGUGAUUACCAACCUAGCCAGUGAUGGUCGUGCUGGAUAUGGAUCUCUCACGUAUGCUCCUCCUCCGUGCAGCUCCUACAAUGUGCCUCCUCCUUUGCCGAAGUUGUCUGGAUCUGAGGGUGCGAACCUUGCCAGUGAUAUCGCGCUCCCUGAAGGAGUCACUAGUAUGGCAGAUUGGGCAUGCACAGUGGUAUCCUUUGGAAAGUACAAAGGCAAGAAGAGCUAUGUUGAGAUCCUCACUGAUGAAUCCGAAGAUAUGGUCGGCUACAAGAAGUACCUCUAUGACCAUUUCUCCCAUGGUUCUCCGCAGUUGCGGGAUCUCACAGCCUAUUUGAAGGCAUGUGGCUAUGGGGUGAAGAAGAUUCAACAGCCGGUGAUUCCCGGCACCACCAUCAUCCGUGAGUUCAAGCGCUGA
This is a messenger RNA of Cladocopium goreaui, 5304 nucleotides long. The record is from the annotation of a GenBank genome assembly. Lineage: Eukaryota; Dinophyceae; Suessiales; Symbiodiniaceae.